AUGAAGAAACAUACCGAGGCUGGUUCCACCAUCCCAGCUGAAGCUGCCGAUGCUUCCGCCACCAUCAUAUCCGAUUCCAGAGACUUAAGCAAGCAAUACCACACUGCAACAUGGAUGGACGCUUUGAGAGAAAGAUCCAAGCAGUUGGCUGAAGGAAAGGUUCUUGAUUCCUUCUCAUACAUUGAUCCCAAGACAACCGAGGUGGGUGAAAAAACCAGAGCCGACUCAUUUUCCUUCCUUGUUUUGCCUUUCAAGGAUGACAAGUGGCUCUGUGACACAUACAUCAACGCGUUUGGCCGUUUGAGAAUGGGUCAAUUGUUUCAGGACUUGGAUGCCUUGGCAGGCAGAAUCGCUUAUAGACAUUGUUCGCCAGCUGAACCUGUCAAUGUCACCGCAUCUGUUGACAGAAUUUACAUGGUCAAGAAGGUUGAUGAGAUCCAGAAUUACAAUUUCGUUCUUGCCGGCACCGUGACUUGGACUGGUAAGUCUUCGAUGGAGAUUACGGUGAAGGGUUACUCUUUUGAAGGAUCUGUUCCUGAAAAUAUCGAUGUCAACUCCUUGCCAAAUAAAAACGUCUUUUUGACGGCCAAUUUCACAUUUGUCGCCCGUAACCCAAUGACCCACAAGUCUUUUGCUAUCAACAGACUACUUCCUGUCAGCGAGAAGGAGUGGUUGGACUACAGAAGAGCCGAGUCUUUCAACGCAAGGAAGAAGUUGGCAGCCAAGAACCAGGGUGUUGUUCAGCCAACUGAUGAAGAGAAUAGACUUGUUCAUGACAUGUGGAAUGCCUCCAAAAACUUGACUCCUGAGUUCACCAAGCAUGUCCAGUUCAUGAAGGACACCACCGUUUCUUCCACCCUAAUUAUGCAACCACAGUACAGAAACAGACAUUCCUACAUGAUCUUUGGUGGCUAUUUAUUGAGACAAUCUUUCGAGUUGGCUUACUGUGCUGCUACAGCAUUCUCAAGUGCUAAUGCCAGAUUCGUCUCGUUGGACUCCACUACUUUUAAAGCACCCGUUCCUGUCGGCUCGGUUCUUUCAAUGACAUCUACAGUGGUUUACACUGAGCAUCUUCAUAAAAAGCAGGUCGAGAAGGGCAAACACUCGCCUCUCGACUUACCUGCUACCAACCAGAUCUCAUCCAACCCUGAUGCGUUCUUGUCUGAACCAGGCACCCUAAUUCAGGUAAAGGUUGACACCAAGAUCAAGGACUUGGCUUCUCCUGAAUUCACGGAAUCAGGAUGCUUCAUUUACUCCUUCUUCGUGCCAGCCAAGAGCUACAAAUCAGAUGAACCCGGAUACUCUUCUGUCAUUCCACAAACUUACUCUGAGAUGAUGGAGUACAUUGAGGCCAGAAGAAGAGCUCAAGAUACUGCGCUUUAUGUCUCUACUUUGCCCAAGCCAAAGCUUUAA
Candidozyma duobushaemuli is the source of this 1413-nucleotide messenger RNA. RefSeq lists its product as uncharacterized. The transcript has a single exon. Gene Ontology annotation, molecular function: fatty acyl-CoA hydrolase activity. The record is from RefSeq and is a predicted model, not a curated record. Gene Ontology annotation, biological process: acyl-CoA metabolic process. NCBI's taxonomy places the organism in Eukaryota, Fungi, Ascomycota, Pichiomycetes, Serinales, Metschnikowiaceae. Gene Ontology annotation, cellular component: mitochondrion. The coding region runs from base 1 to 1413 and encodes 470 amino acids.